CCAGCAGUUUCAUAGUCCUUUGGACAAAAUUGAGCAAACCAUUUAAGCUAUUUUGUCACUCUUUACUUGUUUCUAAAGUUGUUUCUAUCUGCACAGAUAAGACCAAAAGAAAUUUGCUUGUGCUACAUAUAGAAUCGAACCGGCGUGCUCCUGGGGUCGGAGUCCAGUGCUCUAACCUCUCUACUCUUCCUUUCACACGACGCUAUUCUUUGACUUUCGCAACGUGAUACCUUGCUGUUUGAAACUAUGCAGGCCUCUCAACAGAUGUUUACAGUUUACAUCACGAGGUGCAUGUACCAUGUACUGCAGUCAGUCACUCCUAUACGAGUUUGUCGUUUGCUCGGCUAAUGCAAUGCUUUGACGAGAUGUGGGUCGGAAAGUCCCUUGCUUCAGCGAGGUGUGUUGAGUUUACCGAGGAGAAACAAGUCAGAUGGGGAAACAAAAUCUCACCCCAAAAUGACCUUUCAGUGGUGUCAGAGGUCUAUUUUUAUCUGAGCGUUGCUAGUUUGACUCCUUCAAUCUGCACCGAAAACCCGCCUUCCAUAAACAUUACUCUUAACACAGUGCACACAAUGCUGGUCCUCCCUCCCCAUCCUUUUCCCCGCUUAUUGCUUCUUUUCUAUACGUCUUCCUCUGCAGAAUCACGAUGUUGUCAGUUUUGUGUUACUUAGUUCCUCUUUGCUUUUUCCAUAUUUGUCUUUCAUUCAUCUUCUGUACUUUUGUUUAUUCCUCCGUCCAUCAUAUGCUGUCCAUGUUGUCCAUGUCUCGUUAUUGUUAUCGGCGCAAAGAGCGUGCUACUUACGAAAGUGAGCACAUCCUAAAAAAAAAAAAAAACUUUCAUUUAUUCUUAUUAGUUCAUUGGUGGAGGUUUAUCGUUAGGAAGCAUAUUUCUGGUCAAAAUAUACUAUUCAUUCCCAUACCUUACGGAAAAUCAUUUAAACGCCAUGCUCGAACUUUCUGUAGCUUGCAACCGACAGAAAGAGAAAUCACAGACAACCACAACCCCAUCUCUACUUGAUUUUGUAAGAAGCAUACGUAUCACUGCCCUGUAGUUUUGCUGAAAAGCUAGCACCAUGUUUGUUUUUAAUAAAGCAAAUAGAGUCUGUUUAACUGCACUUUGUUGUUAGGCAACCACGUCACUGAAAUAGUUUGCCAAGUAAAGUUGUGUGUCGACAUUUUUCACAAAGACGCUUGCUCGUGUUCGGAAGCAGGAAACGAGAAUCCACUGGCUCAAAAUCGGAAAUUAAUUUUAUUUUAAAAACUUCUAUUUGACCCCAGUAUUGUUGCCGAUGGGAUCUGAAGGUGAUGAUUUCUAAAAGUGUUUUAAAUUCUUCUGUGAUAGCCUCAGGAUGACGUGAAAGAAGAAAGAGUAUUAGCAGCUUAAUUUGUGUUCGACAUCAUUUCGAAAGAUAGGGUGUGGCUUGUCUUUAGAUCUUUUUCGAUUGUUUGUAAUGAAGAUUUACAUUAUUUUUAUUUACUUUGUUCCUCCCGUAAAACCCAUGCUCAUUUUUGUGUGUAAAAAGUAGACAAGGUUAUGAAACGUACAGCCAACCGCGGUUGAUUAAAUUUUGACAGCGCUUUUUGUACGGGUAGACACAUCUAAGGGUAGGUGGGGUGGAUGGGGUGCAGGCGUGAAAGACAGAAGUGUACGUACAUUGGCAGCAAGGGUCAAAAGUCAGCGAUAACGUCGACUGAAGCAGGAACAUCCUUUCUUAAGAUUACGCGAUUGACUCACGUGCUCCCCUCUUCCGCUCCUCAGGCCACACCCUCCCCUUUACCCUAUCACGAAAUAAAAAUUCCAGUGCUCGUGACUCGUUGACGUCUAUUAGGAAAACCUCCAGGUAAGCCUUAAUCUGUGUGUGACGUGCGGCGAGAAACGAGCGAUAAGACCGAUCGAGGUGUGUGGUUUACAGCUGACACAGCCCUUCUGCGCUCGGACCAGCUUACGUCAGAGGUCGAAGUUCACUGAAUGCAUGUUUUCCUGAAACAUCAGACUACAAGUUGGUCAAGAUUGAAACAUCGGACUACGAGUUGGUAAAGCUUGAAACAUCGGACUACGAGUUAGUAAAGCUUGAAACAUCGGACUACGAGUUGGUAAAGCUUGAAUACGGUUAGCAACGCCUUCCCAUGUCCAGGAACAUCUGUAAGGCUAAUACGUUUGUGUGUGCCUGGUGGAAUUAGUUUGGUCAACAUUCAUCUUUGAUGUUUGGCGACGAAUGUUGAAGAGAAAAGAAGUGAUGCCCUGGGAUCGUUGAACUCGUCUGCUGUUUUCAGGAAGAAUGGCAAGUUACACGAGUCGGAAUGGUUUCGAGAACGCACAUUUGUACCUGACCAGGUUGCUACAGGAUACACAACCGCCUUCCAGAUGGCAGCAUCAUCUAAGGACACUUCUGUCGAUCUACAUCCAACACAACGAUGCUAAACAGGCAUUGUUGUUCCUGAUGAACACCAUGAACACGGCCAUGCUGGCUGUCCAAGAUCAUUCAACUUGUCCAGGCUACCCUUCUCUCUUCAUUAAUAUGCGGUCGAAACCGUCCAUAUUCCCGAUUGACGCAUGGAAACACAUUUUGCUGUCUUUGCAUUUUGACCUUACAGAACCUGAGGGCAAUCGUGAUCUUGACCUCAUCGAGGUCAACGUCACCGCAAAUGUGACCUUGCCUCUGUUGCAAGGGUUCACACUCAUUCUUCAGAGUCUACUAGGGCUUGACUGGGGUAUGUUACGUAUGCUGCUAGCAAUUGAUGCAGACGAUGGUCUUCGCCUACUGUCAUCGCUCCAAGACGUUGUGGUGCAGAGCAGUCAUAUAGAAGACAUAGAGAUACUUCUACAGCUGUAUGCCCGCUAUCCAGAUGAGUUAUCAGCGCUGGGAUUUUCCUACCGCAGUAAAGUCCGUCCCCAAAUGACUUGGCAGAGACCAGAAAACGAUGAUGUAUCUCAUAUGAUUGAGGUGGCUUUGUUGGGACUAUUUCAUGAUGGCAGCGGCCUGGAGGUAUUCAUUUGAUAGCAUUCAGGGGUUGGAGAUUGUUAACGCCUUUUCCUGGAUGUACCAGGCAACCCUAAGGAGUAGUUAACCGUGACGCUGUCAUCACACACAAUUCCCGCUUUGGCAAAAGCUGGAAAAAGAUAACCAACACUGCCAGACUGAAUGGAUCUUUUUCUCAUCAACAAAUUCAGACUACAUCUAUGGCGCAAAAUGUAUAUUUUUUGCCAUAAAUUUGUGUAGAUGUCCAGUAGAUGGCUGUUUGCAAGGUCUGCAACAUCCGUUGAUCGGCGAGUACAACCUUCCUCCAAUAGCAUAGUGAUGGUCAUAUUGGAACGUGAUUGGAAAUGCAAAGUCGACUUACACCGGACCAACAUUGGUGUAAAGUUGGUCUAUCUAUACAGGAUUUAAUAUUGGUGAAAUACUGGUGAUAUGUUGGCCCACUGUAUGCCUCCCAUCUUGGUAGUCAUAUCCAACUUUUACUAGCCAUUCUUUACCAAUAUAAACAAGAGUUAUUUUGGACUGAUGUUAGUGAGAAUGCAGGAUUCAAUAUAUUGGUGAAAUAAUUGUCCAAUUUAAGCCCUGUCUUGGUUUGAUCUGUGGAGAUUGAUGGCAGUGGCGUAUUUUAUCCAAAGGAACCGCUUGAGCAUUUUUUGACACAUGGCUAUGUUAUCAAGCCUUGACCAAUGCAGUGUUUACAUCUACAAAGCAAAAUGUCAGUAGUUGUCUGGCUGGCUAAACAUUUUACCUGCCAGCUGUCACUGACCUCGCUAUUUAGAACCGAUAUUUUACCACACUGGCAGCCAUUUGGAUGACCUUCCAUACUGGUUCUGUGUACCCAAGAUGGCCUACACCUAGAGGCAUUGGACCAAUGUUGGCCCAAGAUACUGUAUUGGGUCCCUAUCAACCCCUGCAAUUGGCUAGACAAACCCCCCACAAGGAGAUGUGUACAGAUAAACCACAGGCAUGUGAUUUAAUGGUAGGUUUCUCGAGAUAAGUGGCAUACAUACAAUUUUGAAACCUUCCUAUUUUUGAAGGUAUGGACGUCCUGACAAGUUGGAGACAGCCUGAUCUAGUACUGUGCCAGUGGUUGUUUAUCCCUGCAGCCUUAUCUCACCCUUUAAGUUAAACAAAAAAGACUGAGUGAGUCUGAGAGAGAAGUAUGAAACAAAUUUAUAUCACCUGUAAUAAUUGUUUCUGAGUUGGUGCCAUACAUUUAUUUGUAAAAGAAUCUCAAAGUGAUUUUUCUGGAUGGACUGAGGAUGGUAAUAUUCCCAUCGCAUAUGGCGAAAUGAAAUGGAGGACAAUGAACUUAAUUUAAUCAAGUGAGGAUGAAGUAGUAACAUUUGAAGUUAGCUGGGCAAUUUGAAGAUGAACCUGUUUAGUUUUAACAAAUCCAACAUCCAUGUCCUUACAACACGUCUGAAGGUUAAAGUGCCCUGGUGAAGGACAAAUACAGUAGUAUUCUACAAAAAUGAAGUUUAUUUUCUUAAAUGACUAAGGAGGGGAAAAAAAAGAAAGGUACUCCAAAAUACAAGGUAAAGAUUCUCUCUAUAUAGCUAAAUGUGACUCCCUCCAAUUUGAUGGAAGUUAUACACAAACACACAUGGAAAAUCUUACUGCAUUUAUUAAACAAGUUGUAUAGUACAUGAACAUUGCAAAAAGCAACUGUAGCAGUUUGUGUCUUAUUCGCAUCGAAUAGGCAGACAGAAAAAAAUUCAUACAUCUGUUGUGGUGAUUAACAGGACACAUGACGAGGCUAAAAUCAGGCAUUACAGACUUUCACAGUGAGACCUGCAUACCACACUAUGUAAGAAUGAAUUCUUACUUCAUGGGAAAGAGAAGAGGAAAAAAUCAAAACAAAGGAAAAAA
Pomacea canaliculata is the source of this 4850-nucleotide messenger RNA. RefSeq lists its product as uncharacterized. The transcript is spliced from 5 exons. NCBI's taxonomy places the organism in Eukaryota, Metazoa, Mollusca, Gastropoda, Architaenioglossa, Ampullariidae. The record is from RefSeq and is a predicted model, not a curated record. Bases 2280 to 2999 code for a protein of 239 amino acids.